This is a messenger RNA of Procambarus clarkii (red swamp crayfish), 1243 nucleotides long. RefSeq names its product mesencephalic astrocyte-derived neurotrophic factor (gene Manf). NCBI's taxonomy places the organism in Eukaryota, Metazoa, Arthropoda, Malacostraca, Decapoda, Cambaridae. Gene Ontology annotation, cellular component: endoplasmic reticulum. Gene Ontology annotation, biological process: neuron projection development; dopaminergic neuron differentiation. The record is from RefSeq and is a predicted model, not a curated record.
GGAAGCGACCAAUCACACGUCGCCAACUGUGUGUAGAAUCAUCACUGCGGCCGCUGCUGCCUCGCCUCUCCUGGCUCCUCUCACUGCUCCUGGCUGCCUCGUCCUCUCCACACACACCUCACCCGUCGCCAGCAGCCUCGCCACACACCACACAUACUCCUAAGACCUCACGAUGAAUUGGCACGUGGGGACAGCAUUAUUACUGGCAUGCAUUUCUGUUGCUGCAGCACUUAAAUUGGAUGAAUGUGAAGUGUGUAUAACCUUCUUGGGCAAGUUCAGUGAUACUCUCUCUAAGGAGGAAAGGUCAAGUCCCAAAAUUAUUGAAGAUAAAUUCAGAGUAACUUGUAAAGAAGCGAAGGGUAAAGAAAAUCGCUUCUGUUACUAUAUUGGUGGAUUGGAAGAAUCUGCUACCGGUAUCUUGGGAGAAAUGUCCAAACCACUGUCUUGGGGAAUGCCAAUGGAGAAGGUUUGCGAGAAGCUCAAGAAGAUGGAUGCUCAGAUUUGUGACCUCAGAUAUGAAAAGCAGAUUGAUCUGAAGAAUGUAGACUUGAAGAAGCUGAAGGUGCGAGACCUCAAGAAGAUACUUAACGACUGGGACGAGUCUUGUGAUGACUGCUUGGAGAAGGGAGAUUACAUUAAAAGAAUUGAAACUCUAAAACCUAAAUACAUGAGAGGUGAACUGUAAUGUGGAUGAAACUAGGAUGAAGAGGCUAGUGCCUACUAUUUAUUUUUGUGAAAAGGCAUUUAGGUUAAGAACUAACGGAGACAGUGUACUGGAAAAUCUGAAGCCACGAAUAACUGUGUUAAUGAUUUCAAUUAUUUUGAAGUAUUAUGGCAGUGCAUGAUAGACUGUAAAUUACUUGCAGCAAAUUAAAUGUCAAGAUUUAAUUAUGGUAAUUUAUUCCACUAAUGAAUUACUUGCAGUGUAUCAUACUUAAGGUAGGUGACAAUAUUUUAUUGAAUAAUUAACAUUUCUUUUGUUAAUGUUCAUGAAAUUGCCUAGAAACUAGUAUGUCUACAAUCUGUUAUUGUAAUGGCAAUUUGACCAGUUCUUGGUAUAAGGCUGCUAACAUGGUUAUUUUUGUUUAUAUUGCCUUCAGUUUCUUCCACGUAAAGUGAAAGUUGCUUGCAUGUGACGGAAGAUUUCUUGAAUUUUCUCAUUCACUGUAGCACAAAUAAGUAAAUAGCAUGGAAAAAUAAUUUUGUGGAUUUUAUAAACGUUGUUAAUAAAUCCUUUUUGUAA